Spirodela intermedia is the source of this 12222-nucleotide messenger RNA. Lineage: Eukaryota; Viridiplantae; Streptophyta; Magnoliopsida; Alismatales; Araceae. The record is from the annotation of a GenBank genome assembly.
AUGACGGAAGACGAGGAGGAUGGCGAUGAUGACGAGAAUUUCAGUGGGGAAGAUGAAGCAGCGGUGGAGGAGGAGGAAGAAGAAGAAGAAGAGAAAGAAGAAGGCAGUGAUGGGGUCUCGAACAUCGAGCAUGAUGAGGACCGAAAAUCUCAGAAUGUCGCCGCGCUUGUCAGGUAAAUUCAUAUACCGCUCAUCCUUUGCGAAAUUUCCAUGGUAUCUGUCUCGGAUUCAGCCAAAUUUCCGAAUUUGCAUUGUUUUUUGCGUUGCCUUUUUCGUCCGCUGCGACAGCGCACGUUUGUUCCCCCCUCCUCCUUUUUCGCUUUCAUGGGCUUGAUUUGUUUGUAAAAAGCUGAAAAAUCUGGAAAAUGCAUAGGGAAAGGUUCAAGAAUGAAGAACACGCGCUGAAGCGUUGGUAACCUGAUGUGCUAUGUUGAUGUCGUCAAGCCGUAAUGGAUUCCCAAUUGGUUGUUGUUAUUCAUCAACUUAUGGUUUUUCCUUACGAACUGAUGAGCUAAAAAUGUACUGGAAACCUGAACCUUUAACCAAUGGUCAGUUGGGUUUACCUCAUACAAAGAGUAUGAUAUUUUCUGUGAAGCUAUUUUUAUCUAGAUUCAAUAAGAGAGCCACAGCAGUUGGCCUCAAUGACCUGCAGUGACGUGACUGUAACGCAGGAGCUGUGUCAUUAAUGAAUGCAUCGAUGGAAUUCAAAACCUAGGGAAUAUCCUAUAAUUUUGAUUCAAGAAGUGAUGCAUAUCCUUGGGAAAGUAUUGAUGUGAAGACAUUGAUUUGAAUACAUUUGCGGUUCCAUUAAAAAGUGGUAGGAAACUCCUUUGUGGUGCAUAUAUUCUCUUUUCCACAGAAAUGCAUGAAUUUUCUUUUCGGGCAAAGCAGAAAAUCCAUAAAGGACCGUUGAUGUAUAUGAAGCACUGAUAUAUCAAUUUUCUGAGUUAACAUUUUAACCGUUUCUUUUGCUCUAACAAGGACAAUGGAACCCAAUUCUUAAUCAGGUAAUUUUUUUUUCAUUGUUGUUACACUGCGAAAUUUCAUCAUUAACUUCUUUGUAUUUGUUUUAGGAUUUCUUUAUGCUUCUCACAUUGUCCAUACAUUAAUGUUAAAAUCAAGGAGUUGUUGAUCGUUGCUACCAUAGAAGGUCUUGAUUGUCACAUAUGGUACUUUAGAACUACAUGGCAAACAAGAACACUAAUAGAAUUAAAUGUAUUGAUAGUUAGUAGAUUGUUCUGCCACUGAGCCGAAUUCUAAAAUAAAUUCAUUUCUUCAUCUAUCACAAGCAGCAUGGUUUCUAUUGUCUUUCUUGCUUCUAAUUUUUACACUCUUACAUGUCAUUUUUGACUAUCCCUGCAUUACAGAUGUUUGAAAAUGAUUCGUCCUGCAUUACAUGACAAAAAAGUUAUCUUGUAUUUUGUUGUCUCUCUUCAAUAUUUUGUGCUUUUUCAGGGGGAACCUUAAGUGAUGAAGAUUCAUAUCUUGGUCAUCUUGUGAUCCAUUUCUGUUACAAGGUGGUCAUCAUUCUGCAUUGGCUAAAGCUUUAUUUCAGCUGACUUUAUAUUUUGUUGUGAAACAGAGGCAACCUCACAGUAAAAAGGCAGGCGUUAAUUCCCCGGUUUCUUUCCGUGUCUGAUGGAGCAGAGGUAGCCAGGAAGCCAUUCAAACCUCCAUGUCUGAAUGGGUACAAUGACCAUAAUGAAGAACUUGUUCGUAGGCUUUGUGCUCGGAAGAGAUUUGUCCCAUGGGGUUCUUCACGACCAGUACUGGUUGCAAUAAAUAAUUUUUUAAACAUCCACAGUACUAUUGAAAACGAUCCCAUUGAACCUAGUCCACCACUGCCACCUGGAAUUAAGCCUUUGAUUUUGUGGCAACCUGAGGUAUCAAGAGAGCCAAAUGAGCAUAUGUCUUCAAUUGUGGUAGAUCCAUUGCUUGUUCUUUACCUACGGCCGCAUCAAAGGUAUUGCGGCUUUGCUAUCAUCUUGUUUCUGUCAGUCUAUUAAGAACUCACAUUAAAGUCCUUCCUGGAUAUCUUUCUUGGCAGAUAUUUUGAAAUGAGGAAUGAUAUAGUUGCCAUAAGCUCAUCUUUUUUUAGCAUCGUUCCUCUAUAAAGUCUUUUCCAACUAUUUUUCUCACCAAAUUUUUUUGAUGGCGUGGUAUUUUGUCUGCCGUUUUUUCUAUGACGAUUAUUGUGAUGAGAUCUCUUUGAGCAAUUUCCGAAGUUGCUCCUUCUUGCUAGUGGUGGUAUUGUUCUUUCAACAAGUCGACUCUUCUUUCAAAAAUUUCUUCUAUUGUAUUAUGAACUCCAAAUUUUCAAGUUAUCUCAUUAUUUUCCAGAUUGUGACAUAAGUUUCUCUCAUUUCGUGGGCAACUUGAAUAUUUUUGAUUUGUGGACUACAUUUUAGUGCACUUGUUCUAAGAAAUAUGGAAGGAAUCGUUGUUUUAUCUUUGUUUGCAAGGGUUUGGGGUUUGAACAGGACAUGCUUUGUGUUGGGAGCCGAGAAACAUAAUUUUUUUCGGGAUGCAUGGGAAUGUAAAUGAUAUUUGACGUAAUGAUUGUGCAUCUGUGUGCUCUUAGUACCUAUUUUUGGAGCCACUGUUGUUUCUUCACUAAAAUGCUGAUUUAUGUGAGCAUCAAAGAAAGCUAGGGAUUAGGCACGCCCAUUGAAAUAGCUGUGAUGUUUUGUUACCCAUUUUUUAUUGAUACAAACUUUUGUUUUCUUCCUAGAAGAUUCUGUAUUCCGAUCUUGUUCUUUGUAUUCUGUGCAUAAGAUAGCUCCUGAAUGUUCUCUGCAGAGAAGGUGUUCAGUUUAUGUUUGAAUGCGUUUCUGGGAUGUCGAAUGAGGAUGGUAUUUCUGGAUGCAUUCUAGCAGAUGAUAUGGGGUAAAGAAACUCAUCGUAUAUGGCCUUGCCAUUUUCACAGAAUUGGCUUUUGCCAUUAUUUCACAUUUUCCUUCUCUAACUUAUCGUUUAUGAAUUCAAUCUCCUUUUUUAGUCUAGGGAAGACGCUGCAAUCAAUCGCAUUGCUCUACACACUUCUGUGCCAAGGAUUUGACGGGAAGCCAAUGGUUAAGAGAGCCCUUAUCGUUACACCUACAAGCCUUGUUAGUAAUUGGGAAUCUGAAAUUAAUAAGUGGGUUGGUGGAAGAAUACAUGUACUUUCGCUUUGUGAAAGCACCAGGGCAGAUGCUGCAUCUGGCAUCGAUAACUUUCUGAGACCUGGCAGUCCUUUUCAGGUAAUAGAGUAGAACCUCUUUUGAGAUUUGUGUUUUAGUUGACAUUGUUGAAAGCUGUCUAUUCCUUUUUGUACUGUAGUGCCAAUUACUGACCGAAUUAACGUGGCAAACCCUUGCUAGGUGCUUAUUAUUUCCUACGAGACAUUCCGUAUGCAUUCAUCAAAAUUUGUUAAAAGUGGGUGCUGUGAUCUUCUCAUAUGUGAUGAGGCUCAUAGAUUGAAAAAUGACCAGACAUUAACCAACCGAGUAAGUCAAAAGUCUGUUUCACUUAUGAUUAUUUUUAUAAGCUUUAGAAUAUUCUUUGUCGAUCAUGGCAUAUUCUUUUUUGGAUAUUUGUCUCUUUGUGGAAUUCUCUAUGUGGAAACGUUUUACAAGCAGUCAUGCCUCCUCUGAAUUUUCAAUAUAGCCCUCAAUAAUUUUCCAUAUAUGAGAAAAAAACCUGGAGGUUUUCUAUGUAUCUAAAUAAUAUUUGAAGAUAGUUGAUUGUGCUAUCACCCAUUACUUUCAUAGAUGUUUGUUGAAUCAAUGGCACGUGAUGUGUUUUUCAUAAAAUGUGAUUUUUCACCUAACUCUUUACGUUGUUUGAUGGAAGGAAACCACACACUUUUAUCAAAUUCCUCUUAUGCUAUGCACUGAAAUUUCUGACCAGUGCAAAGUGUACUUCUGAAGCUAAGAACCAUUACUGUCGUAGUUUCAUGCGUAUAAUUAUGCUUCUCUAGCUAUAGUUACUAAUGAUUCCACUCUUUUUUUUGUUAAAUAUUUUGAUAAUUUGAGUUGUCCGAAUUAUUAUUUGUCAACAGGCUUUAGAUGCUCUUCCUUGUCAUCGCCGGGUCUUAUUAUCUGGAACCCCCAUGCAAGUAAAGAGAAACCUCGGAUAGUCCUGUUACAAAUUCUUAUUUAUAUCAUUUCUCUCUACAUAUUCAUUUGAAAAUUCGGUAUUUUGCAGAAUGAUCUCGAGGAAUUCUUUGCCAUGGUUAACUUUACUAAUCCAGGAAUUUUGGGGGAUUCUACACAUUUCCGCCGUUACUAUGAAGUGAGUCAAAUUAUUUUUGACCAAUGAGCACUGCAGAGCUUAUAGAAAUCUUGUUCAUGUAUCUCUCUUUGAUUAUGAAUUCAGUUUAUUACCUUUCCUCUGGAAAAAAUAGACAAAUAAUGUGGAAAGGAAACCCAUUAAGAAAAUUCCUGUUUCAUCCAUACUUCGCUUAUGUUGUGGAAAAACCUCUUAAACAUUUUUUUUCCUCGUGUAAUCUUUCAAAUUAAGGCACCAAUCAUGUGUGGAAGAGAGCCCACUGCAACAGACGAAGAGAAAAGUUUGGGCAUUGAGAGGUCUGCAGAAUUAAGUGCGAAAGUUAAUCAGGUAACUGCCAGUUUGUUGCUUUUUUUUUGUUGAUACGGGCGCAGUUUUUUCUUCACUUCAGUCACAGAGAUUAUCAUACAAGACUGGACUAUGGAAGUGCUCCUUUCUACUCUAAUAUUUGUCGGUUUCUACUCACAAGGGUCGUUAUGCUCAUCAAAAUUUGCUACCUGUAGGAAAUUUUCUACAACACAGAUAUUCAGUUUCUUUAUUACACAAACACUCAAUAAUAACUUGUCAACCUUGUGCUUUUUCCGAAUUUAUUUUAGCAUAUUAAUGGAGACGCUAGUUUUUGUUUUUUUCCUCCUGAUUUUUCCUUUUCUGGUAGAUAAUCAAUAUUACAGAAAAUGUGGAUAAAAUUUCUAUUUACUCUCACCAUCUAAAGAACAUUUCUGUUUAAUUGAUUUGUGGGAAACUCUUGCAUUUUCAGUUUAUAUUGAGGAGGACAAAUUCGUUAUUAUCAAACCAUUUACCACCAAAGGUACGGUUGUCAAAUUUUUUUUGUUCUAUAAUCUUGUGUACUGUGAUGGACGGUUGCUUGUAAUAUGCCUUUAUUUCAUUGUUUAUUUUUCAAGUGAUGUUUUUAGUGUAUAAAAUCCACUAAAUUAACCAUGUUCUUCUCUUUUCUAAAAGUUCGAAAAGCUCGAGCUAAUCUCCUUUGUUGAUGAAUCUUGCUUGAUAUUGGUGAUCAAUCAAAUGAUUUAGAAAGUAGUUUGGACCUUUCUUCACAGCUCAGUCAUUUUAUUGUUGCUAUCCUCUCUAGCCUGAUACGCCUUACUGUACUGUAAAACUCUUGAUAAGGCCCAACUGCACGUUAACUUUGCGAUACAAUUAGACAUAAUGAAGAUGCUAAUGAUUAUUGUGGAGUUACUGAUAGUUAUGCGCUAGCAAUGAGUAUUUACUUGCCUAAAAGUAUUUUGUGACUAUGAACAAGAGCCAUUUUGAAGUAUGGCCAUCUUAAAAAAUUUCAUAAACUAGUAGAAUUAAAAUGCCCUACUAGUGGGGUUAUUUCUUCAAUUUCACAGUUUUUAUGGCAUUAAAAAACCUCACUAGCAUUGUCGUUAAAAUCCCGUCAGCAAGUAGUAGACUAUAGGGACAAAUUUUCCGUUUUCAUUGAGUGAAUUCCAACCAUCUCUUUCUCUCCCGCCCGCCCAAUAUAUGUAUGUGCGUAUGUAUCAUCCUCUCUUAAGCUAUUCACGCUCUUCUUUCAUCAAUAUUUUAUGGAACAUAGUCUAGUGAGGUUGGGAAAAGCUCUAAAGAGAGAUACAGUCGAUCUAUAAUUUUUUUGGCAAGAGAUAUGCUAAGCAUCAUCAGCUUUUGUAAGGUCUAUUUUGAUGAUCCAAACCACAUGGGGAUGGGCGAGUAACACGUGAAGUGGAGGAUUCAAAAUUGUGUGGAUCUUCGUGAAAGGCUGAGAGUAUGCCGGGGAUAAUGAUAUUUUUUAGGUUAACAUUUAUUUUUCCAUUUUUGGAUGUGGCAAUCAAUGCAUCUUAAAGUAUUAAAUUACACGUCGUUAAAACGAAUGCUAUGUCCAAAUAUUUAUCUAAAGCUUCCCUUGAUCUUAUAUUGCAUGUUUCAUGCCCCAUUAUUGAAUCAUAUAUUUAAUUAUUCCGAUACUUUUAUUAAAACUAUAAGGAUCUAGGUUGCUCAUAUCUGUAUUAGCCUGUUUGUUCUUACAUGGUUCUCUUUUAUACUUUUUUAGAAGAAAAUCCGAGUGUUUAUUAGUUCGUACGAGUGUUAUUUCGUACUUUUGUGCUAACAAGGUAGCUCUAUGAAUUUUGGUCUCAUUUCCUUCCUUUUUGUUCAACAGAUUGUGGAGGUCGUCUGUUGCAAAUUAACUCAUUUGCAGCUAGAGCUGUACAACCAUUUUCUUCAGUCUAAAAAUGUAGGUUGUUAUACUCAUACUUAUCAUUGUUCUACAAUAUAUUUCUAAUGAAAGUUCAUGCAACGAGUCAGUUAUCACCAUGAGAUGCUUUUUUAGUGGUUUCUUAUCAGUUAUCUCUUCAUUGAAUAUGUGAUAUAGGUUAAAAAAGCAAUAACUACAGAAAUGAAGCGGUCUAAAAUUUUGGCAUAUAUCACUGCUCUGAAGAAACUAUGCAAUCAUCCGAAGGUAAGUCAUAUUAACUUUUUUUUUCCGACAUUUCUAUUUAUGCUUGACUCUUGGUUCGUCACUGCUAUCGCAGCGUAAUCUCCAAGACGUUCACUUCUAUUAUGUCCAUAUCCAACUCACACGUUGAUGCUUAAAUACAACUUUUUUGAUGUGAGGCCUUUUAAUGAGUAGAUGACAAUCUUUUUGAAGAAAAAGGAAAAAAUGAUUUUCGCUAUUCGUUUUUCGCUAUUCCUAUCUAAGGAUAAUUUUUCAUGUUUUAAUGAUGUAUGGCGCUGUUUUCUUGAGAUGUUAAUGUCAGAUAAAAUGCUUAAUGGUAGAUCCUGGAAAAGCUUUGGAUGUUUAGAUGAUAUACUUUCCUAAAAAUCCUGAAGAUUGCUUGAAAUUUUUGUGCAAAAUGUGGAACUUUAGAAAGAAAGUCAAACACACGCGUACAACUCAUUAUACACUAUCAGACAUCUUUGCAUGUUCUUUGACUGUGAAGCUAUGGGCGUGUCUUCAAUGAUGAUACUAUGUAGACACCAUAUGUUUGUUUGUGCAUCAAAAUGUCACGACUGAAUGUAAAAUCAAUUUCAUUAUGUUGUAUCAUUUAUACCUUUUAAAACAUCGCAAAAUAUGUGUAAUUUUCUUACUUCUUUGUUAGAAUUUAUAUCUAGUGUCGUCAGACUGUAACCUCUACAAUUUAUGCAUAAAUUUUAAUAUAUUUGAACAAUUAAAAUUUAUUUAGAUAUACUUCUAGUGCUUAUGAUUAUCCCUCCAGUUGGUGAAAAUCAAUCCAACUGAUUGAAUGCCAUAAAUAAACUAAAACAAAUAGCAUAACUGUCAUGUGGAAGGCAACUACAGGAAGUCAAAGGUACCCUUAGUUGUCGGCUGGUGCUUGAGUAUAAUACUGCCUAUUAAAAAUAGUGCAUUGCUGAUGAAUGACGGCAAAAUUGAUGGGUAAUUUAACUACAAGAUUUAAUGAUUUUAUGAAAGAAAUGUUUGUGUGUGUCAUCCAACCAUCAGCUCAGUGUCAAAUGCCAGUUGAUUAUUCCAGAUUUUCCUUCUGUGUUUGUGACUAGAAAGCAUCCUUUUCUCUGCCUGUUUCUUCGGUAAAGCUGUUCGAAAUGUGUUGCAGCUAAUUUAUGAUACCUUAAGAAGUGGGAGUCCUGGUACUUCAGGGUUUGAGGACUGCCUUCGAUUUUUCCCUCCUGAGUUAUUCUCAGGGAGGUAAGUUGGCCGUGAUAUAUUCUUUUUAUUUACAAGUCGUGGCUGUAAACAUGCUUCACGUCCAUUUCUAUCAUUGUCGUACAGAUCGAGCUCAUGGACAGGGGGUUACGGAAUCUGGGUGGAAUUGUCUGGGAAAAUGCAGGUCUUAGCUCGGUUACUGGCCAAUCUACGCCAGAAAACUGAUGAUCGCAUUGUUCUUGUGUCCAACUAUACCCAGGUAUUUCAAGUCCCAUAUAAGCUGAUAUAACUAAUCAAUGAUGGUCCCUAUUCUCAUAUUUUAUGUUACGUAAUUGCUUCCCAUAAUUAAUUGAGUUCAAAUAGUUGAAAUGCCAUAUAUGCUACACUAAUAUGGUUUGCCUUUUCCCUGAGAUUCUGUAGAAAUUCGUGCAGAGACACUUGAUGACUUUGGUCAAACUGGUCAAUAUAACUAUCCAAAAUUUCUCAUGUUUGAAGCCCAAUCGUUGAAUGGGAGAAGGAACUCUGUGUGACUGUGGGUGUUGGUUUUAGCUGAAAUAUUUCAUUUCAUACUCUAGCUUUUAAAGUCUAAUGUGAUCCCCCAUUUGUCCUGUUGAAUGAUAAAGCAAGGUUGACUAGCUAAUGCUUCACGGGGGCAUUCAUAUGUGUUCCGAUCUUGUGCUAUUUACUAUUUUAUAAGAGUCAUGAAGUACAUAGUAACAUUCAUCGUGUCCAAUUUCAUGGUCAGGAUGUUAAAAGAGAAUGGAAAAAGGACAUGAUAUGUCUUAGCUUGGAGACAGUGACAGCGUAUUGAAUGAAAGGCAUGCAUAACAUCUAAGAAAACUGAAUCAAGUCAUAUGAAUGCUUUAGUCACAGUAAUACACAUUGCAAUCUGUUACAUCGACUGCUUUUUGCAUACUGUCAGACAUUGGACCUGUUUGCUCAGUUGUGCCGUGAAAGAAGAUAUCCAUACCUGAGGCUUGAUGGAACUACAUCCAUUGGUAAACGGCAAAAGUUGGUCAAUCAUUUUAAUGAUCCAUCUAGGGUUCGUAUCCUCCCCCACCUACCCACCCACGGAAUGUCCCAUGUAGGCACAGUAACCUUUCGAUUGAAUGAGUUGUCUAGGUUCUUUUCUGCAGGAUGAGUUUGUUUUUCUUCUGAGCAGCAAGGCUGGUGGUUGUGGGCUCAAUUUGAUUGGUGGAAAUCGCUUGGUGUUAUUUGAUCCUGAUUGGAACCCAGCAAAUGAUAAGCAGGUAAUCACAUUCAAUGCUUCUGAUCUAUACAAUUUUGAAAUAGGACCUUCGUUCAUGCGAUCUUUGACUUCAAACCGUCUGUAUUGGCAAUAAAUAGGCUGCUGCAAGAGUUUGGAGGGACGGACAGAAGAAGAGAGUCUUUAUCUACAGGUUCUUGAGUACUGGAACUAUUGAGGAAAAGGUUUGAAUCCGUUGAAUGUGCACGCUGGUGAUAGUAGUACAGCCUUCAAUUUCUUUUUAAAAAAUUCUGGUGAAUUUCUCUAGGCAGUGUUUCAUUUGUCUUUGCUGAACAGCUACGGUAAAUCUUUGUCAGGUGUAUCAGCGACAAAUGUCAAAAGAAGGCCUGCAGAAGGUUAUUCAGCAGGAGAGUAGAUCCAAUCAGGCAACAUAUAUUUUCUCACUUCCCAGUUCUUCUUUUAAUCAAUGUAGGGUGAUUCCUUGACGUCUGUGCUUUCAUAUUGUUUAUUUUCAGGGGAGUUCCCUUUCAACAGAAGACCUGCGGGAUCUCUUCACUUUGCAUGUAAACGUCAGGUAAUUCCUAUCAUAGCUACUGAUCAUUUGUGAAUUUCUGAAAGUUCAAAAUGUUUGCCUAUUAGCACCAUUUUGGCAGAGCUUGGCCCACGCCAAUUUCGUGAAUAAUCCAUGUUGAAGUCUCUAGUCAUAAGCAAUCAGCUUCUGUACAUUUAAAAAUUUCAUGGGGUGCCAAGUGAAUAUUCCAUGGGGUCAACGUGCUCACAAACUCGGUAAAAAAUUGCAAAGUUGAAGUACUCACAACUCUCCGGAGGUUAAGCUGAGCGCAGUAUUUCUGUACAGUUUUAGGGAAACCAAAUCUCAUGUCUAGUCUGUCGUCAGGAUAGCGCAAAACUUCAAUCACAAAAAGCUGGUAGAUAGAACGGAAAAGAAAAAAAAAUUGGAAAUGGUAGGGAGGUCCUCAUGUCGAGAUGAGUGGCCAGAAAAAGGUCUCUUCGGAAGCCGGUUAGGCUGUCUCUUACCAAUUGAUUGAAGGAAUUCCAUUCAAAACAACAUCCAAAGUUAGUAAAAUCGAACAGCUUCCUAGUGUCCAAGUCUCCGCAUUUUAUUCAUCUUUGUUUAAUUAAAAACGGUUGAGAUGUUCUCUUGAAGAUGCCCAUGUGCUUAAGAUUUUUCAUUUUAUCCUAAUUUCAUCCAUGUUUAAAUAAAUAAAUAAUUACGAUUUAGAUGUUCUUUGAAGAUGCCCAUGCACCUAGAGCUUUCAUUUUAUCCUAAUUUCAUCCUUGUUUAAUUAAAACAAAAAGAGUACGAUUUAGAUGUUCUCUUGAAGAUGCUCAUGCACUUAGAGCAUUCAUUUUAUCCUAAUUUCAUCCAUAUUUAAUUAAAAAAAUGUACGAUUUAGAUGUUCUCUUGAAGAUGCUCAUGCACUUAGAGCUUUCAUUUUAUCCUAAUUUCAUCCAUGUUUUAUUAAAAAAAAAUUGUACGAUUUAGAUGUUCUCUUGAAGAUGCCCAUUAUGCACUUGGAGCUUUCAUUUUAUCCUAAUUUCAUGCAAUAUUCAUGCUGCUUUUGGAAGCAGACAGUUCAGUGAAUCAUAUUAGACCGGCCAUUUUAUCUGCCAAAAACUAUGGAACCAUCUUCAGUCUUUUCCUUGACGUCCGUGAUUAUAAGCUUGAACGAGCGUCCAUAUUCUGCUUACCGAUCCAAAUGCCGCUCAGUAUGCGUCAGAGAAGAGUCUAUAUCCAUAUUUCGCAUGUCCAGCCACCAAAGUGGCCCGUUGACCCCAUGCUUUUAUUUUCCCAGAAUAGCAUUCUGUAAUGAUGUACAUUCACCAAACUCAUUCCUUUUAUUAUUUCAGGUCUGAAAUCCAUGAGAACAUGAACUGCACCCGAUGUGAAACUAAUUCAGCAGCAGAGAACCGCGCUGGAAACAUGGAAGGUUUCAAUGGAACUGAAAGAACCAGCCCUGUAGAGAAUGACAUUGGAAGAUUUGCUGAAAUCGCUGGCUGCUUACCUCGGCUGAGAGAAUAUGAGAGGCAGGUGGGUUCUAAUCAGCAGGUUAAUUCGUUGAAAUGGCCGUCCCAAGUCCAGAAACCUUAUAUGAUUUGGAUAUUAUUCCUGUCUUUAUAUUUUUAUAUGAUCUAAGAACCAUGAUUUCAUCUACAGCUUGGAACUCCACUUGAAGAGGAUCUGGCGAGCUGGGGUCAUCAUUCUUCUCCGGACUCUGUCCCUGAUGCCAUCCUCCAAGCUUCAGCUGGCAACGAGGUGCGCUUCCUUGGCUCAUUUCAGAUGAUUCUCUUGAAUCUCUCACCCCCCCCAACUUGACUUAAAUCAUCCAACUCUUCCACGACAACCUCUCCACCGGACAGUUAAAUCUGUGGGAUCAUGUGGCCUUUUUCGGUCAACGAUUUGACCUUGGGUCGAUUUAGAAGCGUGCCCGUUUUCUUAAUCGGUCAACUUAUAAACUGCAAGAGGAUAGAAAGUGGUGGCACAUUGCCCAUUUGACCUUUCCUCUGCUGGUGAGGUCAGAGAUGAUUUCUCAAUCUUGUAGGUAAUAAGAGACGUGAUCUGGUUAGUUUUUUUCUAUUUUUGGCCUCUCCUCUGCCUGAUUAAACCAGUGAUUUCCCAAUAUUUGACUUAAAUAACAGAUGAAUUUGACGGGACAAGAUGACAGACAGGCUGACUUUUUCUCUCUCUCUCUCUCUUCCUAUUAUUGAUCUCUCCUCUGCCUGAUUAAACCGGCGGAUUUUCCAUCUUUUUAUAUGAAGAACAGAUGAUUUUGAUGAAGCGAGAUGACUGCUCAGCCUUCUUCAUUAUUUCUUUCUAAUUUUGUCGCAGGUCACAUUCGUCUUCACGAAUCAAGUGGACGGCAAACUCAUCCCCAUCGAAUCCGAAGGACGAUCCGCCUCCAAGGGACCUCCCGGGCAGGGAGUCUCUCUGCCAAUCGGGAAUCGACCUGAUGCUCACGUGGAGAAGUCAACCCGAAGCUCGAACAAGCUGCUGAGAGUACCCCGAAGAACGUGGAAGCCCCUUCAUGAUCCUAAUAAUAAUACUAAUAAUGGUAAUAAUGAUAAUAAUAAGAGUAGGAAUAUUUGUGGGAUUCUAGUGAAUGCGUCAGAUGAUGAGGAUUUUCUCUGA